Dufourea novaeangliae is the source of this 484-nucleotide messenger RNA. RefSeq names its product histone H2A-like. The transcript has a single exon. Gene Ontology annotation, cellular component: nucleosome. NCBI's taxonomy places the organism in Eukaryota, Metazoa, Arthropoda, Insecta, Hymenoptera, Halictidae. The record is from RefSeq and is a predicted model, not a curated record. Bases 51 to 425 code for a protein of 124 amino acids. Gene Ontology annotation, molecular function: protein heterodimerization activity; DNA binding; structural constituent of chromatin.
GGGAGAAACAUUGAAGUUCUUUUCGUUUCGUUCAACUUUGCAUUAAAAACAUGUCUGGACGUGGAAAAGGUGGUAAAAUAAAGGGAAAGGCAAAGUCCCGCUCUAACAGAGCUGGUCUGCAGUUCCCUGUUGGACGUAUCCACAGACUGCUCCGAAAAGGAAAUUACGCUGAACGCGUUGGUGCUGGGGCUCCUGUCUAUUUGGCAGCAGUCAUGGAAUACUUGGCCGCUGAAGUUCUGGAAUUGGCGGGUAACGCUGCCCGUGACAACAAGAAGACUAGGAUUAUUCCUAGACACUUGCAAUUGGCCAUCAGGAAUGACGAGGAGUUAAACAAACUGCUUUCUGGAGUCACCAUCGCCCAGGGUGGUGUUCUGCCUAACAUCCAAGCUGUUCUUUUGCCCAAGAAGACCGAAAAGAAGGCAUAAAGUGCUCUGUAUAGAUCCGCACACUCAUAACGGCCCUUUUUAGGGCCAACAAAUUUAUA